Molecule: messenger RNA, 3980 nt
Organism: Hyposmocoma kahamanoa
Lineage: Eukaryota; Metazoa; Arthropoda; Insecta; Lepidoptera; Cosmopterigidae
Product: BRCA2-interacting transcriptional repressor EMSY
Exons: 6
Coding region: 25-3117 (1030 amino acids)
Biological process (GO): regulation of DNA-templated transcription
Cellular component (GO): nucleoplasm
Source: RefSeq, a predicted model, not a curated record
AGUGCUUAUAACAAACGCUGUAAAAUGUGGCCCAUGCUCCUGAACCUGACGCGCGACGAAUGUCGCAGAACGCUUCGGAGACUCGAACUGGAAGCCUACUCGAAUAUGGUCAGUGUGUUUAGAGCACAGGGGGCAUUAGAAGACAACAGAAAAAAGUUGCUUGAAGAACUGCGCGCCGUUUUGCAUAUAAGCAACGAUCGUCACAGCGCGGAGGCGCGUCGCGUCUCCAAUGACGAGCUAUUAGCCACCAUUGCAGAGCAGCUAGCAGGUCCAAACACAGGACUGGGAUGGAUAUGUGAGGGCCGCAGACAUAUUCCGUUGUUACCACGAGGAGUUGCUCAAACAAUGUACACAGAGAUUGCGGAUAAGGCUGCAGAAACAGCUGCUGCUGAAAAUAAAGAAAUACAAAAGAAACUUGAAGCAGAAAAGAUGGUUGCCCCAAAAUCCAGUGAAGAGGAAAUGGCAGAUGCGGAAGGAGAAACUGCAGAAAGUGCCAUUCCACAGAAUGAGAGCAUGGAUGAACUCAUGUAUCCUCCAGUAGCUAUGGAGGACCAAACAGCUAAACUUUGGGAGACAGAACUUGUCAGGCGAAAAAGGAAAAUACCAGAAGGUGGUGCCCUACCAGAUGAGGCUACCACACCAGUAAAAACUAUGAGAAAUAUCCCAGUAAACACCAAUCAGAAACAUCUUAAUCUUUCACAAAUCUAUUCUAAAUUUUCUCAACCAGCCACAAGUAAACCAUCAAGCCAAUCAAAACAUUCAUACAACCAAGUGAGCAAAGUGUCAACAAGUAAACCAAGCCAAUUGCACCCUUCUCAGACCACUCCACAUAAACACAGAGUACACAAACGCACCAAAAACCCUCCACCCAUUGUUGUUUCCAAAUCCCAAAUGAAGAAACCACAGGAAUUACCACUUUCUCCAAACAAGUACAAUGCAAGUCUACAAGUGGACUACUCAGGACCUCCUAACACUUUCCAAGCCAGUUAUGCCCAGAGCGUGUUAGGUGGCAAAAGCAAAGGCGAUUACAUUGAUGAAAUGAAACCUAAAGUAUUAUCCUCCCCUGGCAUGGUCAGUGAUUCAUCUGCCAUGCAGCUUCUAACCCAGCCAGCUACAGUUCCCCAUGAACUCGGCGUUUCUGACAACGCACCGCCCGACGACCCUACUUCCUUGCAAGCACAAACCCCCACCCCCAAACAAUCUGUUAGUGGCAAGCCCUGUCAUCUCAUCAUAAAGAACAAGGGUGAACUAGCUACUGAUAAAAAAGUACAAAUGUCAGAACUCAAAAUAUUACAAAAACCAACAGAAGGCAUAAAACUCCUGUCCAACAAACAAGUUGUAGUUGCCCCCAGUGCCACGCAAAAAGCACUAAACGCAUCAGGCAAACUCGUCGCUCAUAAAGUUAUCGGCUCUGUACCGAAAGUUAGAGGGCCACACACACCAGUUAUGUCUGAUAAAAUGAUCGUCGUAUCGAAACCAUCGGAAAAUAAAAGCAACUCGAAAAUUAUUAUCACGUCUUCAGCAACAAUCACACCAGCUAAAACUGGAACACCGACCAUCACGCCCAGUAUAUCUCCCAGAACCGAAACUCUCACUCCCAAAGGCAUUCCUGCUACAGAUUUGAAAGUUUCGGCUAAAGCUGUCGUAUUAAAUCCUAAAUCAGGUCAAAAGAUGGUUGUACUCCCAGCUAAAGCUCGAACCAAGACUGUAACUGAAGGACAGAUUCCAGUCCUUCCCAUGCAUUUCAAGGGCCUCCCUACGUCCAUGAAGCUGGUGCCAGUGGGCUCACAACCUGGUACUCCAAUGGGCAAACCGUCGACAGUAGCUGUGGUAUCAAAACCCACAGUUGUUAACACGAUAACACCUAAAAAAAUUCUCGGCGUUGAACCAAUAAAGACGGCUAAUUUGGCAGACAUUGUGCCCGUAAAAGGCAUGACGCCCGUCACAACUCCUAAAAUUACUAACCCAAUCGUACGUCCUGUCAGCACAAAAGGUAACGUUAUCGUAGUACAAAAAGGAGCUAGCCUAGGUAAAGCUUUAGCAUUUACUAAAAAUGGAAAUGACAUGUCGAAAAUUAUUAUGGGUAAAAACGUAAAUCAACUAUUACAUGCAAAAACGGAUCAAGUCGAGGCAGCUAAAUGUGCGGGGAAUGUUAUAGUCCUGGAGUUAAAUAACGAGCAAACAGGUCGCCCCACAACGAUGUCCGAAAUAUUAGACAGCCGCAGCAAAGACGACGGCAAAAAGCUGGCUCAUGAAAUCACUCAGGACACUCCAGUACUCUUCGAGAGCCAAAUCACUGAAGAUACUUGCAAUGCGAGUAGUUUAGACUCUACUGCUGAAAGUAUAAGCGACAUUGUUCCUAUGGAAGAGACGAGUUUACCGGUAAUAGAUAAACCGGACGGUAAAUUGAGUGCUAGCAAAGAUUCUGAAGUGGCCAAGGACUCAUCGAGCGUGACGGACUGGGAGAUGGAGCUAGACACAGUUUCGGGAAAAGAGAAAGAUGACGAUAAUAAGUUGAACUCGUUGCACUUAGACUUGGGCAUGUCCAGCGAUAGCGACAAUGACUACAUGAUAGAUACUCACAAGGCGAAAACAUGCAAAACAUCGCAGGAAAGCAUACAGGCUACACCUAGCGGCGAGAGUAGCGUGUACAGCAGCUCGAGUGGUAUGUCGCUAGCGAGGCGGACGCUGUUCAGCCAUCUGCAAGACGACGGGUCCUCGAGCAACGACUCGUCCUUCGCUCUCAAGUCCAAAUGCGACAAAACAAAAGACAACGACUCCAAAAUCGACAAAUCCGAAUCAGAGGCGCUGACAAAAGCAAAGGAAAAGUUGUCAGAGAAAGUGGCGGACGCAAAAUCGAGGCAAAAAAGGAUAGACAUUUACAGUACCGCGAUAACUUCAUCGGAUAUAAAUUUGGACUCGUUUUCGUAUCUGGAAGAGGGGUUGAUGGCGGGAGAUGGGGAGGACGAGGAAGACGAGAGUAAGGCGCGAGUGGGGCGGAGCGGCGCUAUUCUUGAUGCCGACCAGCUCAGCCGACUGCUCGGCGACGACUCCGCCAACUCCACCAACUCCACAGACUCACAGACUGUAAGUGAAAAUAUGCCUUUAAACAAAUAAUGAGCAAUAACUAGCUGUAAUUAUGGUGAAACGUUUCUUUAAAAUGUAAUGGCACUUAGGCUAAGCUGGGACAUAUGAUGUGAAUAGUGAGUGAAGUGACGUUGUCAGUGUUAGGCGAAGCGUAAUGUUUUGAUUGUGUUUUAUUUUGUUGUGUUUAAUGAAAUAUAACUGUUUUAACAGAUAAAUCUGCCUGUUUGUGUAUGCUGCGACAUUUAUGUUAAUAGGACUGCGAUUUAAAUUUCACUCCUUUGGGUAUUUAUUCUUUUCCAAUUUAAUAUGUUUUUAUUAAGUCCUAUUAACUUGUAUGUUCAGUAGAACAAUAUAUUGUAGAUUUCCCAAAUGGUAGAGGCUAAAAUUGAACAUAUUAAAUUAACGGUGACUUUUAAACUUCCACACGGAAAAACACUUAGUAGCAGAGCAUUAAAAAUCAACAACAGGGUUUCAGUGUUUAUGCGCCCCGCCGCAUUCUAGUAAAGUCGUCAACUUACAUCAACUAAUAACAGACCGUUGAAUUAAGCGCACAGCUAAAAUCCGUAAAAAGUUAAAACAACAAUUAUUAUUGCAGUUUUAAAGACGGCAUUUUAGAUUGUUUUCAAUGAGGGCAACAAUUGCGAAUUUGAAAAAAUUGCAAUUUCUGUUAGGUUCUUUAGAUAAUUCGAGAGGCUACAGAUUAAGCGGAAAAGACGCAGCUUUAUUACGCACACACAAUUAUAUUCAAUUACGACUUUUUAAUGAUACGAAGUGCGCCUGGUGGUAAACGACACGCCUGUUCAUAACAGUACCACUCAGAACUUUAAAUCACUAAGAUUUAAGGGUCACUGCCACUGCACCUGUCACCCUGAAACUUUAUUUACGGGAUUAAC